CGUUUCAUCUGAACGGUUGAGUUACGUAGCGUAGUGUUGCAGUGAACGGAGGGGGAAGAGAGAGGGAGAGGUUGAGACAGAGCGAGUGAGAGGGAGAGAGAGAGAGGGAGAGACUGCAGCAUCAUUUGAGGGACGUUCACAUGCAGUGCAGUAGAACGUGCAGGUGAGGGGAGGAGGAGAAUGCGGGACUUUUUCCUCAAACACUUCACACACAUCCACCACGGACUCCGGAGGAAUAACUAAAGGCUUUUGUUGCUACUUUAUCCUGCUCUCCAUCUUUCCAUAAGUGGCUAAUUUGCGUGCUCUGGGAAGUCGAACUGAAAAGCUUUUCUCUUUGUCAAGUUCACCGUAAAGGAAUCUAUAAGAGCUUGGCACGCGCGCGUAAGACUGCGGGGAAAGCUUUCCAAUUUCCCUCGCGCUGGGUUUUAAGGUAAGAGAAUAUACCAUAUCGGAAAAAAAGACUUUAAAAAGCACUUUGGCUUAUUCCCAGCCAGUAGCGCAAGCUCUGGGAUGCGAAUGUGAGAGCUGAAUUCACAGACAGAUCUCUUUUGUGUUCUACUGCAUUGCAGUUUAAAACAGUGAAAGCGCGAGAGGAGCCUGCGCUCCGCAGCAUCUCAAUGAGCCGGACAAAGUCGUUUAAACUGCUCAGAUUUGACUCUCGUUUACUCCUAAAUGGCACAGUGGAUCAUUAUUGUCCGUAAAAGAGCUGUAAAGACUUAUCGCCGAUGCUGAGCUCUGCACAAAGUGGAUGUUUUAUUUUAUCGUGUUGAAAACGUGACCGGAGAACUGAAAGACUGUGGGACAAAAUAAGAUUUUGCCGAAGGAAGCCUUCAUAAAAAUUAAUCAGUGGCGAUUCUUUCUUGGACCAGAGGAAGCUGCAGAUAGAGAGUGAAAGAGAGAGAGGAAGAGAGCGAGAGAGAAAGAGAGAGAGAGAGAGUCAUGGGGAGCAGGAGCGUUGGCGCAGUGCACUCCGCGCGCUGCUACCUCGUGCUUAUCCUGCAGCUGCUGACUCAGCUCCCGCACGCCGAUUCAGCGCUGCGCUACCGCGUGGCGGAAGAGGGGCCGGCCGAUGUGCACAUUGGUAACGUGGCUUCAGACCUGGGGCUGUCCACCUCUGGGAUUGGGACUGGUGAUGUCACAUUCGCUUUGGAAUCUGGCUCUGAAUUCUUCAAAAUUGACAAUGUCACCGGAGAGCUUACUACAGGCAGCAGGAGGAUUGACAGAGAGAAGCUGCCACAGUGUCAGAUGAUUUUUGAUGAGAAUGAGUGCUUUUUAAACUUUGAGGUGUCAGUCAUAGGUCCCCUGCAGAGUUGGGUGGAUCUCUUUGAUGGCCGAAUUGUAGUCACAGACAUCAAUGACAACACACCCUCUUUCCCUUCACCAGUACUCACACUAUCUGUUGAGGAGAAUCGUCCAAUCGGCACUCUCUAUCUUCUUCCCACCGCCACAGACCGCGAUUUUGGUCGCAAUGGCAUAGACCGCUAUGAGCUUAUCCAAGACAGUAGAGAUGGAGGCUCAUCAUCCCGGCGACCCGCAAAUGGUCCAACAAAUGGAAACGGUGGUGACAGAAGGAGAGGGCCAGAAACAGGGACAGGGCCUGCCAGCAGGAGCAGUGUGUUUGAGCUGCAGGUGGCUGACACACCUGAAGGACAGAAACAGCCUCAGUUGAUUGUGAAAGGGCCUCUGGAUCGUGAAGCAAGGGAUUCUUAUGAACUUGUGCUGCGCGUUCGUGAUGGCGGCAACCCGCCUCGUUCCUCACAAGCAUUGUUACGUGUGUCUAUCACAGAUGUUAACGACAACAGUCCACGCUUUGAGAGAGCAGUGUAUGAAGCAGAAAUGGCAGAAAACGCCCCACCUGGCACACCUGUCCUGCAGGUGCGUGCCACAGACCGCGACGUUGGUGUCAAUGGGCAGGUUGAGUAUGUUUUCGGAGCAGCAACCGAAUCAGUGCGGCGCCUCCUGAGGCUGGAUGAAGCUUCAGGUUGGCUGAGUGUUCUGCAUCGUAUAGACCGUGAGGAAGUUUCACAGUUACGUUUUACAAUCACAGCCCGUGACCGCGGGCAACCACCUCGUACUGACCGCACUACAGUCGUUCUUAACGUAAGGGAUGAAAAUGACAAUGUACCCAUAGUUGAAAUUCGAAAAAUUGGACGAAUCCUCGUUCGGGACGGUGCUGCAAUGGUUCCAGAGAAUGUACUGGUUGACACACCGGUAGCCCUAGUGCAGGUGUCAGACCGUGAUCAGGGAGAGAAUGGUGCGGUGACCUGCACUGUGGUUGGGGAUGUUCCAUUCACACUGAAACCAGCGGGUGAGACAGCACUAGCGCCUCCACCUGCCACAGAUGAUGCUUUCGAACGAAAUAAAAAGAAAUAUUUUCUCCACACCUCAGCGCUUUUGGAUUAUGAAGCUACUCGAGAAUAUAGUGUUACUAUUGUGGCAGUGGACUCAGGUAGCCCGAGCCUUUCUAGUAACAGUUCCCUUCUAGUGCGUGUGGUAGACAUAAACGACCAUGCUCCCACUUUCGCCCAAAGCUUAGUGGAAGUGCAUUUUGCAGAAAAUAAUGCCCCGGGAGAGCGAGUGGUCACUGUAGUGGCUGCUGAUGCAGACAGUGGCAAGAAUGCAGAGAUUGCAUACUCACUCGACCCAUCAGUUAAUGGAGCUUUUUACAUCGAUGCCGAUAACGGUGAUAUUCGUGCCACUGGGGCAUUAGAUAGGGAGCUGAGGGAACGCUAUGAAUUUCGUGUGAUAGCUCGAGAUAAGGGGACACCAUCUCUGCAGGGCUCUGCUACUGUUGUAGUCCAGGUCACGGACAGGAACGACAAUGCCCCCAAAUUUGUCCAGGAAGUCUUCACAUUCUAUGUCAAAGAGAACCUGCUUACCAAUAGCCCUGUAGGCAUGGUGACUGUUACCGAUGCAGAUGAAGGAGAGAAUGCAGAGUUGAGUCUUUUCGUGGAGCAUGAUGAAGAGGAGGGUGGAGAGGAGGGCAAAGAAGGGAAGCAAGAAGUUUUCUCAAUUGAAAACAACACUGGAACCAUUUUCUCCUCUGCAUCCUUUGACCGCGAACGACGUAGCACAUAUUCAUUCCGUGUGCGUGCUGUCGAUGGUGGAGAACCGCCACGGUCUGCCACCGCCACCGUCUCCCUGUUUGUCACUGAUGAAAAUGACAAUGCGCCAUCCAUCACAUCACCCGCUAAUGAAUCAUACACCCUUCUGCCACCCGCUAGUGGGGCCCGGACUGUGGUCCGCACAGUCUCAGCCUCGGAUGGAGACACAGGGUCUAAUGCUGACCUGCGCUAUGCUCUGGUAGGCGGAAACCCUUUUCGCCUGUUUGAGAUUGGCUCCAGUAGUGGGGUCAUAACCUUGGCAGAGCCCCUGGAGAGAAGACACAGGGGUCUGCACCGCUUGGUGGUCCGGGUCAAUGACAGCGGCAUGCCUUCCCUUUGUGCCACAGCACUCGUGCAUGUCUUCAUCAAUGAGAGCUUGGCCAAUGCUACGCUAGUGGAUGCACAGGUGGCCCGCAGCCUUGCAAUCCCCCUCUAUAUGGAUAUUGCAGGUGACCCAGACAGCGAGAGAGCUCUUGGUAAACAACGCCUGAGCGUUGCCAUCGGUGUCUUGGCUGGUGCUGCUGCCGUUAUUCUGGUGAUCCUUCUGGUUGUGACAGCUCGACAGUGUGGGGCGCAGGGUAAGAACGGCUAUGAGGCUGGCAAGAAGGAGCCAGAAGAGGACUUUUUCGGUCCACAGCCUCCCCCUCUACAAGCCCAGGGCUCCCAAAAUGAGCGUGGGCGCAAACCACGCAGAGACAAGCGUAAUAAUGGCACUGCCAAAUCUGAGCGUUCUUUAUACAGUGGAAUUAUGACGGUGAACGGCUGCAGACGUGGGGGAGGUGAUGAAGAAGAGGAGGAUGAGGAGAGCAGCAGUGCCAGUGAGAGGAUUGCUGCCCGUUAUUGCGCAGCAGCUAAUGGAGACCCUAGUAGUCCAAGACUAGGCUCAAGGCGCCACCAGUCAAGCCCAGAUCUGGCCCGCCACUACAAGUCCAGCUCACCCUUGCCUGCAGUGCAUCUUCAGCCCAACUCACCACCCGUGGAAGGCAAGAAGCACCAGGCUGUGCAGGAACUGCCCCCCACUAACACCUUCACUGGCAAUGGCACCGGUAACGCAGAUGCUAUGUCACUCAGCUCAGACCAGUGCUCCGAUUACGGCUGUCAAACCAUCAAGUACAGCAAACAGCCCCUCAGAAGAGUGACAUUUUCUGUGGUGAGUCAGGCUCCUGAUCAAGGCUGCUAUGAUAGUGGGGUGGAGGACUCAGAGACCCCCAGCAGCAAGAGCUCCUCUGGACCCAGACUGGGAUCUUUACCGCUGCCUGAGGACGGAUAUGAAAGAACCACACCAGAAGGGAGCGUAGGCGAGGAGGAGCAUGUGGAAAAUGACUCCAGGCAGCUUCCUGACGUGGCUCUGACAGGAAAAUGCACACACGAAUGCAACGAGUACGGUCACUCUGACACCUGCUGGAUGCCCGUGCAAUCCUCACCACGACGACGCAUCGAACCACCCCAACUUUCCACCUUCGCCUCACCCGGCGAUAACAACAACAACACCGAAGACAACAGCGACCGAGAGGAAGAUGGAGAUGGAGGAACGGAUAAAAGCAGCGGAGGUAGCGACGAGGUGCGGGAUUCGCUAGCAAACGGAGAUCCACUGGGAACACUCAGCCGCCGGGAUCGGAACAGGAACAUGGGUGACCAUAACCGCAACCUCCUAAACCGUAAAAUGACCUCCGCAUCCUACGAUACAUUCAGCAGCGCCGGAUUCGGCCGUCGUCCCGAUGAAGAAGACUCGCAUCCCCCAGAGGUCAUACCGCUCACGAGGACGGGGGCUGAUUAUAAGACCACCUCGUGCCUCACUCUGUCCCGCAGAGAAGUGUACCUGUGAUCUGCAGCCAUGUUCCCGAGCUACUUCACUGCAUCGGAGCAGGAGGGUCAUUUUUAAGAGACUAGCGCAUAUACCUGUUCAAAACAGGCGUCUUCUCCUUGCCAAAAAUUCAUCAUCGGUUCAUUUCUAUGGAUGCAAAAGAUCAAAGUUGAGGAGAAAAGUGAAUCAUCUUUCAUAAACUUUGAUGGACUUCAUUAAAUGGCAAACACUUGCAUGUUCGGCCUGUCCGCAGACAGGGGGGAUGAUUGGGGACUGAUGGACAAAGAUCACAUAAACGGAUGCUCAUUUUACCUGACUGUGGCACAUUAUGGAAAUAAAACCACCACGUAGCAUCAGGAAAAAAAAAUAUGGCAACUUAAUAUUUUAAUCUAACUAGUUUCCUGUUGCUGAGCCGGUACAGUUAUUUAAUUGCAGUCACAUGGUAACCAUUAGACAUGUAAAUGCUUUCAUUGCAGACUUUCAAAAGAAGAAGAAGAAAAAAAUCCAGUCAUCCAUUUAUAUCAUUUGUAAAUCUGCUUGUUUUUCUGUUAACACCAAUAUGGGAAUAUACUACAACUCUCAGUAGUGCUUCAAAACUUUCAGAUGGAAAUCUUUGCUAUUUCAUCGCUCCUGUAAUGGGGCAAUUUUCACAAUGACUGUUAUAUCACCAUCCCAUCAGACCUCAGAGUUAAAAUCAGCCAACUCAAUCAUGCGACACAUACUCUGUACACAGCACAAACACAUAAAGACACGCCGAGAUACAUGUCUAUAUCCAUUUAGUGCAGACGUGUGUGUACAAGUGUGUAUGUACUGUAAAAAAGACAGACGUUUUGGCAUACCUGAGGCUUUUUUUAAGACGCGGUUUUUCGAAAGUAGAUGUAGCAUUUUUGCCUGCUUGAUCUUCAACUAGUAUAUAAGACACUGACGUGUAUUUGAAUAACUAAUCAUCUGUGUAAACUGCAUACACAGGGGCAUUAAACAAUGUUUAGAUACAUCUAUAUUAUACUAUAAAUGACAGCUAUACUGUAUCUCAUCCCUUUUAAGUAGAGCUCAUAUGUAAACCAAAUUUCUUUCAAAGCAACACUGCAUGAGGAUAAGCUAAUGCUUAUUUUGUUAAAUAAGAAUCCGAUUUUGUUGUUUUUCGGAGGAUGUAACCUCUUUAGAAGGAGCGUGUGUGUGAACAAGAAGCGAGGUCGGUGUGCAAAUGAAGAGCUGGAUCUUUACUUUAGCCAGAUAUGACACACACGCACACUCUCUACUGUACUGUAGUUGUUCAAAUUACACUUCAAACAAAUCAAGGCGUUUUAAUGAAUCUUAUGGCAGCCUCGACCUGGUCGUCGCCAUCUCAUCAAGAAAUUUCAAAUUGAGUUUAUUUUUUAGCUCUUGAUAUGCAUUGUAAGUACAAUCUGACUGAUAAGAACAAACUGACAUGUAUUUCACCUACUCUCAGGAAACUUGAGAUUCAGUGUGUGUCCUCGGCCCAUUAUCAGUGUGAGCUUUAGUCUGCGCUCCGAUUUGCCCUCACAAGGCCAUACUCUGGGGAGCCUCUUUUCCCACCCUUUCCCCUUUUCCAGACACACUGCACCUGGCGACGGUGUCCGAAAGUGUGUGUGCGUUUGUUUGUGUGAGUGUGUUUCCAGGCUUCCCGCAUGGUGAGACUCGCAGACUCAUCCCUUUCACUUCACGGAACAGCCUUGGGUCUGGAGCGGGACUGGUGGACUCCAGUCCAUCUAUGCCAAAAUCUUGUCCAGCGUUUUUCGGUUUUACCGAAAGUACUGGUGCACAAACUUACCUGAAAAAGACUAGCCCAGAACCUGCAGUUCAGUGCCUGGAUGAGAGGAAAUCAUUGAACUGGCCUAUACAGGGUUUGUGAAACCAGAGGACUCGAGACGAAGAAGAAGGAAUCUGUCUCUAAAGAUGGCGCGUUUCCUUUGCCAGGUUUAUAGGCUAAAUAUGCUGUUAUACAGCAGGCUGUAAUUAGUGUACAAUAUGGGGUGCAUAACGGACUAUGUAUAUGAAAAACCGUGUGUUUUCUUCUUUUUUUACUGCACGUUUACCUAACAAUUCAACUCACUUACUGCAAAACGGGGAGGGACGGGGAGGGCAAAAUAACAUUGUGUCUAAAGCGUAACAUUCACUUGAACUUUUUUAUGAGAUAAAAAACACUGAACUCAUGUACUCGCCCAACAUCCGCCAUUUUACUGCUACCCUGUAGAAAUGACCACUGAACUUUAACCUGAAAGGCAUGUUGACGGUCUUUAAUCCUGCACCUGUGAGGAAAAUGUUUUUUUUUUUUCUUUUUUUAUGCUGUGUGAAAGAGGAGCUUUUGAAGCUCUGUCUUUCUCAUAUGGAUUUUAUGCGUUCAUUGCAUUUGUUAUGACAAAUAACAAAUCAAAAGGGGUUGGAAUGGUUUGAAAGUUUGGUAUGUGACAUGUAAAAGUUUGAUUUUGACAUUAAACACCUUUAAACCGUG
Molecule: messenger RNA, 7381 nt
Organism: Danio rerio (zebrafish)
Lineage: Eukaryota; Metazoa; Chordata; Actinopteri; Cypriniformes; Danionidae
Source: RefSeq, a predicted model, not a curated record